This is a messenger RNA of Angiostrongylus costaricensis, 309 nucleotides long. Lineage: Eukaryota; Metazoa; Nematoda; Chromadorea; Rhabditida; Metastrongylidae. The record is from the annotation of a GenBank genome assembly.
AAUUUGAAUAAUUUGAAGCCUCUUAGGUGGAAUAUACUGGCAGAAGGCGACUAUCCUUUAAACGGCAUGAGAGUUUCAUCGAUUUUGCAAGCCUUUAUAUUAUGCUGCAGUUCUUCUGUUUUAAAGGUGGCAACUACAGCAACUUCGAAAUGUGUCGAAUGGCUUGGCGGAGUAGGCUUCACAAAAGCGUAUCCUGUAGAGAAAUUCUAUCGAGACGCAAAGAUUGGUGCCAUCUAUGAAGGAACAUCAAACAUACAACUGAAUACAAUUGCGAAACUAAUCGAUGCCGAGUACAAGAAUUUCACAUAG